AUGGACGAGAGCACCGAAAAGCAGGCGGCCGACUUUCUUGCGCGACGCGAGGUGCGUGGAGAUGAAGAGAGCCAGGACCCUGAUCAGCGCAAGCCCCAGUCACGGACUGGGCUUCAGCCAACAACAGCUACAGGCAAUGCCGACUUGGCUGAGCAUCUCUCUGCUGAGCCAAAGAGCGAAGCCAUUCCUAAGCUGAAGCUUACGUCUGGCAAUCUUGCCAUGUUGAAUCAGCAAUCAAGCACCAAUGCUUCCAAGAAGAGCAAGUCUGUUUGCUCCGAUGCAGCGUCGCAUGGUGCCGCCUCUGUCUUAAGCCGAGAGGCUCAAGUCUUCCUUCCACCUCCUCCCGACCCUAUCGUCCAGCAAGAUGACUGGGCGUUGAAGAAGUAUCCUUCUCUUGCUAGAGUUUCCAAGAAAGGGUGCAGUGCUGAUAUUGCGUUUGCUGCGCUCAGAGCUAUGGGAGAUUGCGACUAA
Molecule: messenger RNA, 471 nt
Organism: Fusarium proliferatum ET1
Lineage: Eukaryota; Fungi; Ascomycota; Sordariomycetes; Hypocreales; Nectriaceae
Exons: 2
Coding region: 1-471 (156 amino acids)
Source: RefSeq, a predicted model, not a curated record